AUGAGCAGGCUAUUCAUUCUAGGAUCUACAGGUUUAGUUGGUGGUUUUGCCAUUGAAGCUGCCCUUAAGUCCACUCAGUGGAGCACAAUAACCACUCUUACCAGAAGCAAGCCCAAAUUUGCCAACGAUUCCAAAAUUGAUGCGAUUGUUGACCCAGAAACUGACAAGUGGCCCAGUAUCAUCGGAGAUGUUGAGCCAACGCCGUUUGCUUACAUUUCGGCAUUUGGUACCACUAAAGCAGCGGCUGGAUCUGAUGAAAAUUUCAAAAAGAUUGAUUAUGGUGUAAAUUUGGAUGCAGCAAAAGCAGCCAAAGAUGCUGGAGUUAAGGUGUGUGUUUUGGUGUCUGCCACUGGAGCUAGUACAAAGUCGCCAUUUUUCUAUUUCAGAACUAAAGGGGAACUAGAAGAAGCUAUAAUUGCAUUAAAUUUCGAUUACACAAUCAUCCUAAGACCAGGUAUGUUGAUAGGUAAAAGAAAUGGCAAAUCAGAUUGGGCACAUAAAUUGGCUAAGUUUACACACAAUCCUUUGCUUUCACCUUUGUUUAGAUCAAUUCAUGCUAGUGAUGUGGGUCAAAUUGCCGUCUUUUUUGCUGAUCGUGUGAAAAAUGGCGAUUUCAACGAAAAGGUUAAGAUUGUUGAUGGUGGUGAAUUGUUGGAUCUAGUGGCAAGCGAAAAGGUAAAGUAA
Messenger RNA from Lodderomyces parapsilosis, 684 nucleotides. RefSeq lists its product as uncharacterized. Bases 1 to 684 code for a protein of 227 amino acids. Gene Ontology annotation, cellular component: cytoplasm. The record is from RefSeq and is a predicted model, not a curated record. Gene Ontology annotation, biological process: import into nucleus. NCBI's taxonomy places the organism in Eukaryota, Fungi, Ascomycota, Pichiomycetes, Serinales, Debaryomycetaceae. The transcript has a single exon.